CUCCAUUCCUCUACUUCGCAGUCCCUGUUUCACAUCCAAUACCUCCUCCCCAUCUCUCUACAUGGCCACUCAAACAUGUAUCUCGACUUCCACAACCGCCUGGGCCUGGGUUCCCUCCUCACGAUGGCCCUCUCGCUCGUCUCCCCGCGUGAGCGCACCCUCGUGAAGCAUGAGCCCGCCCUUCCUCCUUCAUACCCACUAGCCGUGCGCAACCCCUAUCUCUCGGCCUGGAUGCCCAGCGAUCAGGUCCAGACGCUGCCCUACGCGGAGCCCCAGUUCUGGGCCGGCCAGAGCUUGACUUGGUCGGUCAUGGCCCGCGUCGACGGCCAGACGUAUAGCUUGAUGAGCGUUAAGAACCCGGGCGACAGGAUUCGUCCCGCCGUCGUGCGCUCCGCGGAGUAUACCGCGUCGCACUCGGUUUUUACACUGUCGGCUGGUUCGGUUGUGUUUAUGCUGGACUUCUUUUCGCCGGUUUCGCCGGCGAAUUAUCUGAGGCAGUCGCUGCCUUUUAGCUAUUUGACUGUUACCGUUUCGGAGUCUUUGGGCAAUGAUGUUCAGAUAUUCUCUGGUAUAGAUGGCAGGUGGGCGGGGAGACCACAACGGACAGCCCGUCAUUUUCAGCACGCCAAUUCAACCGCCAUAUACUCACUGGGCGUCAAGAACGCGGUCCCAUACUCAGAGCACAACGAUAUGGCGACCUGGGGCGAUGCUGUCUUUGCUGCGCGCCCGAGCCGCACAUCCAAACUCUCCUUCUCGUCCGGAGACCGCGGCGACGUGCGCUCUGAUUUCCCUUGGGUCCCUGGAGGCAUCGUGGCGCUGUCGCAUGAUCUCGGCACCGUCACGGGGAAAGCCGCCAUCAAUUAUCUUGGGAAACCCUAUACCGGAUACUAUCGAGCUGCGUAUCCCUCCACGGCGGAGGCCCUCAAUCACUUCCUGGACGACUACACGGAUGCGCUCCUGGAAUCGCGCGUGCUCGACACGGAGAUGGCCACCCGAGCGGCGGCCGCGGCCGGUCCCAAGUAUGCGGACAUUGUCACGCUCUCGGCGCGCCAGGCCUAUGGCGGCAUUGAUGUCACGAUUCCCGAUGACACGAAAGACCCUAGUGAUGUCCUGGCGUUUAUCAAGGAAUUGUCAAGUAACGGCAACCUCAACACGGUGGACGUGAUCAUGCCCGCCUUCCCCAUCUACUACGUGAUGGACCCCGACUACAUCCGACUGCUCCUCGAGCCCAUGAUGCGGUAUCUGGCGGCGGGCCGCUGGCGGCAGCCGUACGUGAUCCACGACAUGGGCUCACACUAUCCCAACGCUAUCGGCCACGACAACCAAGUUGCUGAACCGAUGCCCAUCGAAGAGUGCGGCAACCUGAUGGUCUUAGCAUUGGCCUACGUGCGCGCCACGGGCGACACAGCGUGGGUCGAGCAGUACGUCGACCUCCUGCGCCCCUACGCCGACUACCUGAUCGACAACGGCGUCGACAUUGCCCUGCAGCUGUCAUCCAAUGACGCGGCAGGUCCCCUAGCCAACGAGACAAACCUGGCCAUCAAGGCAACCGUCGGUCUGAAGGCCUACGGUGCCCUAACCGGAGAGACAGAGUACUCUCGCAUUGCCGACGAACGGGCCAACCUCUUCUUCCACCAAGGACUAGGCACGGACGACACCCAGACACAUUUCGUCCUGCAGUACCCCGACAGCCAGGAAUCCUGGAAGACGCCGUACAACAUCUUCCCCGACGUCCUGUUCGACCUGCGCACCUUCCCCGACGCAGCCCACCAGAUGAGCAGCGCCUUCUUCCGCACGGUGCGCGCCGAGUACGGCGUGGCGCUCGACCACCGCCAGGACUGGGCCAAGUCCGACUGGAACAUGUGGCUGGCGGCGACCCUGGAUGCGACGACGCGCGAUGAGUUUGUCGAUGACCUGUGGGCGUACAUGACCAACGGCAAGCACACCUGGCCCUUUUCGGACCGCUAUGUGUCCACCUCGGCCAAGGGGGCUACCCCUGGCGUGCCGGUUCUGUGUCGCGCACGACCCACGGGGCCCAAGUCUCUCCAGUUGGCUGUCGCGAAGGCGCUGGAUGAGACGCCCGCAGCGACGGAGCCCCGUCCGCCUCACAACUUCGGUGCGCAAGGCUACUCGUCCCUCCCCAACGGCGCCACCAACCCUGUCCCCGGAGCGGUCCCUCUUCUUCCCAACAAUGGCCGGAUUAUUCAGAACGGCCCGACUAGAGUUCUGUGUAUUGCCGAUGUUCGAGGGAAUUUGAAAUCUUUGAAUGAGUUGGCCAAGCAGGCCCGUGCUGAUCAUAUUAUCCACACUGGUGACUUUGGUUUCUAUGAUGAUACCUCGCUGGAUCGGAUUGCAGACAAGACGCUCAAACAUGUGGCCCAGUACUCUCCGCUGCUUCCUGAAAAUGUGAAGCGCGCGAUUGCUCAAACCCCGCCCCAGCAGUCCAUCAAGCAACGGUUCACGCCGGACCAGCUGCCCCUCUCGGAGCUUUCCAUGCUGCUCGACAAGCGGCUGACCCUCGACGUGCCCGUAUACACCGUGUGGGGUGCUUGUGAGGAUGUCCGGGUGUUGGAGAAGUUCCGCUCCGGGGAAUACAAGGUGGACAAGCUGCACAUCAUCGACGAGGCGAACUCGCGGUUGCUGGACAUCGGGGGCGUCAAGUUGCGCCUGCUCGGGUUGGGAGGUGCCGUCGUGAUGCACAAGCUGUUCGACAACGGUGAGGGGAAGACGACGAUUGCCGGUGGCCAGGGUACCAUGUGGACGACGUUGCUGCAGAUGGGCGAGUUGAUCGAUACGGCGAACCGCGUCUACGACCCGUCCGAGACCCGCAUCUUCGUGACCCAUGCCUCGCCCGCGCGGGAGGGCAUGCUGAACCAGCUGUCGGUGACGCUCAAGGCCGAUUUCUCCGUCUCGGCCGGUCUGCAUUUCCGAUACGGCUCCUCCUACAACGAGUUCUCCGUCAACCCCUCGCUCGACCAUUACCGGGGCAAGCUCGCCGCGUCCAAGGCCUCCUUCCACGACGUGUGGGAGACGGUCCGGGGCGAGGUCGAGGCGGCCAUCUCUUCCAACGAAGCCCAGAAGACGCUCCUGGACAACGCCCUCGACGUGGUCCACAAGAUGCCCACCGUCGCCAAUGGCGGGAACCCCUUCGGCGGUCCGUCGGCCGCUGGCAACGGCGCCGGCCAGGUCGACGAGAGCGCCUUCAAGAACAUGUGGAACUUCAACCUGGCGGAUGCCGCGUUUGGCUUCCUGGUGCUGGAGAUCGAGGGCGGUCGCAUCGCUACGGAGAUGCGCGCCCAGGGGUUCAACUUCUCCCACCGCAGCGGCAAGCCCUUGGCCCCGGCGUCCCGGCCCCCCACCACGCGUGGGCCCCCGCAAUUUGGCCAGGCCCAGCCAGCCCGGGUCGCCCCGCCGGCCCAGCAGCCGCCCAAGGGCCAGGCCGGUGCCUCUCCCGCCCCCGUGAUCCCGAAGCCCGCCACGCCGCAACCCGCGGCAUCAUCCGCCGCUCCCGGCUCCCCCGCCAAGUCCGCCGACGCCAACGGCACCGCCCAACCGGACAAGUCCGCCGAGUCGCCCGCGUCCCGCGGGGAGAAGAAGCUGACGAACGGUCUGUUUGUGUCCAACGUCGACAACGAGCAAGCCGUCCGGGAUAUCUUCCCCGAGGAGGAUCGGUCGAAGGUGGUGAAGGUGGAGAAAUGGGGCAAGUACAACCACGUCGUCACGUUCAAUACGGUCGAGGAGGCCAAGGCUGCGCUCGACCGCCAACCCACCGAGCAUAAGAAGCCCACCCCGCAGGGUCAGCCCCGCAAGCCCAACGUCAAGUUCUUCGAGGACCGGGGCGGCCACCGCGGCAACGCCGGCACCUGGCAAGGCAGCACCCGCGGCUCCAACCCGCAGCGCGGAUAUCAGAGCGGUGGUGCCAGUGACAGCGAGGGUGGCCGUGGGCGCGGUGGAUUUAGCGGACGCGGUCGGGGUCGCGGAGACCGGGGUGGUCGCGGCGGCGGGCGCGGGGGUCGCGGGGGAUUCACCAAGGGGUCCUCCGACUCCCCGGCGCCGACGUCGACACCCUCCGGCGGCGACAAGCCGGGUCCGUCGGGCGGCGACGCAGCCUAA
Messenger RNA from Aspergillus campestris IBT 28561, 4113 nucleotides. RefSeq lists its product as uncharacterized. Gene Ontology annotation, biological process: carbohydrate metabolic process. The record is from RefSeq and is a predicted model, not a curated record. The transcript is spliced from 9 exons. The coding region runs from base 76 to 4113 and encodes 1345 amino acids. NCBI's taxonomy places the organism in Eukaryota, Fungi, Ascomycota, Eurotiomycetes, Eurotiales, Aspergillaceae.